AUGGGCCGAAAAGACAACAAGAAACGACCAAAGUCUUCAGCCGCGGAGCAGGACUUUUGGGGGGAGCUUGAGCAGAGGGUGGGCAAUUAUCAGAACAAGAUCAAAGAAUCGCUCAAAGAAACGCUCAAGCCUGUCGUGGCUGAUGAGUGGACGCCGCCAAAGGCCACUGAAGGUCAAGAUCGGGAACCAAGACGGAAGUCGAGAUUUGAGGAUGAUGCUCCCGCUCGGCGUCGUGGUAAAAAGGCCAGGGGUCGCGGUUCAGGUGGCCGGCGUCAAGACGAUGAUGAUGAAGACUGGGAUGAUGGAGCGCAAGAACGAUGGGAGCAACGGCAGGAAGAAAAACAACGGCGCAAGGAAGAACAAAAAUUGAUGGCGCAGGAGGCGCAGGAGGCGAUUCCCGUCUUCCUCCCAGAGUUUAUCAACGUCUCUGGCUUGGCUCAGACACUGCAGCAACGGCCCGCAAACUUUCUCAACGACUUGGCGGAGAUGGGUUUUGAAGACAUGGCGGUUGAUACGAUCCUGACUGGAGAAACUGCAGCUUUGAUUUCGAUGGAGUAUGGAUUUGAACCGACUGUUGAUGAUGGCGCGACUCGAGAUCUUCGCCCACAGCCGACGCCAAGUGACCCAUCUACGCUUCCUUCCAGGCCACCUAUUGUCACGAUCAUGGGACACGUUGAUCACGGUAAAACGACACUAUUGGACUGGCUAAGAAAGUCAUCCGUGGUGGCCCAGGAACACGGUGGCAUCACCCAACACAUUGGCGCAUUUAUUGUGAAUAUGCCAUCUGGGAAAUCCAUCACCUUCCUGGAUACCCCAGGACACGCCGCCUUUCUGACCAUGCGGCAGCGUGGAGCCAAUGUCACCGACAUUGUCGUGUUAGUGGUCGCGGCUGACGAUAGUGUGAAGCCUCAAACAAUAGAAGCUCUGAAACACGCACAGGCAGCCAAGGUGCCGAUCAUUGUCGCCAUCAACAAGAUUGACAAGGAAGAUGCUCGUGUCGAACAAGUUAAGGCUGACUUGUCCCGGCACGGUGUCGAAAUUGAAGACUUUGGUGGUGAUGUGCAAGUUGUUCCUGUCAGUGGCAAAACCGGCCAAGGCAUGGAGGACCUUGAGGAGAACAUUGUCACCCUCUCUGAGAUUUUGGAUGUACGGGCUGAAACCGACGGCAUGGCAGAAGGCUGGGUUCUUGAAUCGAGUAUAAAGCCUUAUGGCAGAGCGGCUACUGUUCUCGUGAAAAGAGGCACCCUUCGACAGGGAGACCUGAUUGUUGCCGGCAGGACUUGGGCUAGAAUCCGCUGGCUUCGAAACGAAGCUGGUGUUGAAGUGAGCGAGGCUCCUCCUGGAACACCGGUGGAGAUCCUUGGGUGGCGUGAACUGCCCGACGCAGGCGAGCAGGUUCUUCAAGCACCUGACGAAGAUAGAGCCAAGGUCGCCGUCGAUUACCGCCAAGAAAUGGCAGACAGACAGCAAAGCUCAAUCUAUAUUGCAGAGCAGCAGCGACGUCAACGAGAAAAGGAGGCGGCAGAGGCAGCCGCCGAACUAGCAGCCAGUGAAGAUUCGGAGCUUGAUAAGAAACCAGCCCAGCCAGGAAUAACGACCCAGAACUUCAUCGUCAAGGCUGAUGUUGCAGGUUCUGUUGAAGCCGUCUGUGGAAGUAUCGCGGGGUUGGGAAGUCACGAGGUUCAGUCAACUGUGCUGCAGUCGGGCGCAGGCCUGAUAACCGAAAGUGAUGUCGAGCGCGCUGGCCUCUCCAAAGCAAUCAUUGUGAACUUUAAUCUGCCGAUACAGCCACACAUCCAGCAACUGGCAGAAGCGGCUGGUGUCAAAAUACUCGACCAUCGUGUCAUAUAUCACGUCGUUGACGAGGUGAAAGAUUGCCUAUCAGAUCUCCUCCCUCCCAACAUCAUCCAUCGCGUCCAAGGCGAGGCCGAUAUUCUACAGAUCUUCUCUAUCAAUGUCAAGAAGAGAAUUCAAAAGAACAUUGCAGGAUGUAGAGUCAGGAACGGCGCCAUCAAAAAGACAUCGGGUGUCAAGGUGUUCCGGAAAGGAAAAUUAGUUUAUGAGGGCACGAUUGACACCUUGAAACACGUCAAGAAAGACGUCAUGGAGAUGGGCAAGGGCUCAGAGUGUGGAAUCGGCUUGGAUGGUUUCGAGGAUUUCCAAAUCGAUGACCAGAUCCAAACAUUCGAAGUCAUCAAGGAGAAACGAAAACUGUAA
Messenger RNA from Clonostachys rhizophaga, 2217 nucleotides. The record is from the annotation of a GenBank genome assembly. Lineage: Eukaryota; Fungi; Ascomycota; Sordariomycetes; Hypocreales; Bionectriaceae.